AUGGGUCGCACUACUAAACAAUUGAAAGACGUUGAAUUUGACAUUGAAAGUGGUGAGAACACAAGCGAAGAGGAUACAAGCAAUGAUGAGAGAGAUUCAAAGAAUGGUUUUCCUUGGUCAUGGAAUGGGGUUCUGCAUACAGAUGGAUUAGAAAAGGGUAAAAAUGGAAUUGAAUCAUGUAGUAGUUCUUCAAAUUCGGAUGAUUUUGUUGGUGUAGAUGAUUAUAAUUUAGAAUUGUUGGUGGAAAAUGGAAAACUUGGAAAACAAAAGAAUAAGUUCAGUAAUAAUCCAAGAAAGCCUCAAAAGCCACCUUUGCCUCCUAAAGGUCCAUCUUUGCAUGCUGGUGAUCAUAGAUUUGUGAAGGAAUUAGCUGAACUUGCGUUGAGGAAGCGCGCGAGGGUUAAGAAAAUGAAUGCGGUUAAAAAGAUGAAUGCAGGCAAAUCAUCUUCGACGUCAUCGUAUACAAAUCUUUCUGCCAUGGUUAUCACUAUUGUUUUCUUCCUCGUCAUCAUACUCCAAGGAAUCAAAUCUGCAAGUAGUGCAGCAGUUGAGCUAACAGAUUCCCCUGAGACUACGGUUGUAGCAGAUGAAAGUUUAAUUUCAAUUCAGCAUCCCGCGAACUUCAACUCAAGUGACGGAUAUGGACCUGGUUCUCACUUCCCACGUUUGCAGGAAGGAUGA
This is a messenger RNA of Lathyrus sativus (Indian pea), 681 nucleotides long. NCBI's taxonomy places the organism in Eukaryota, Viridiplantae, Streptophyta, Magnoliopsida, Fabales, Fabaceae. The record is from the annotation of a GenBank genome assembly.